AUGAAGUUUCAGACAAUUCUCUUUCCCUUACUCUGGUUUGCUACGGCCAAUGCCUAUGGAUCAUUUCCUGCCAUGGAACGUUCCAUAGAGAUCGAUGGCAAUGGAUGCAGUGAUAUCAAAUGGACAGUUGAUAAGGAAGCAAUGACUCUGCGAAUUGCCUUCAAGAGUGCCAUUGACACAGAAUGGGUUGGCCUGGGUAUUUCCGAGUUUGGUACCAUGAAGGGAACUGACAUUAUGCUUGUAAAGAUGAUUGACAAUGGAGCUGAUGAGCCAUCCUUUGUAGCAGAAGAUCUCAUCUCAACUGACUUUGUGAAGCCCCGAAAGGACAUUCUUCAGAAUGUGGAGCUGAUCCAUGCUGAACUUGAUGAAGAUGGCCGGAUCCAUGCAUUGGUGGAGCGCCCCUUGGAUUCUUGUGACUAUGAUGACAUUGCAGUUGAACCAUUCCAACAGUCAAUCAUCUGUGCUUCCGGGUAUCUAGAUGACAACAACGAGAUUCUCUACCACGGACCUGCAGUUAGGUCUGCCACGACUGUCAAUUUUAUGAUUGAUGAAGAUUUGUUCUAUGGAACAAUUGGCUUCUCAAACCACUCCAAUGAGGAGAUUGGGAAGACACUUCUCGAUGAACAAGGCAUUGUCACUCUAUGGGAAACUGGUUCUGGUGGGCAAGAUCAUGUUGCCAUCGAUGUCCAGCUACCUAAAAUUACUCUACCUCAAGACAAGGUGACUUCCUUUGCAUGUGUGGCAUUCCGUCUGCCCCCAGAGAUUCCAGUAAGGGUCAUUGCUGCGGAAACAGUUUGGGGUGAUGGGAAAAUCCAUGCAAAUACAGGCGAACGUCCAUCAUACAUUCACCACCAAACCCUCUAUCAAUGUGAAGGAGAUGCAGAUCAUCAUUCUGUUGUGGAAGGCCAAGCCUUUGACUGUGAGUUUAAAAUGCCUGACUGUCCAAUGGCUCUUGGCAUCGCACGAUCCCCACGCAUCAAAGGCCCCCCAGGCCUCCACCUCACACUGGAACCAGGAUUUUACGUCCUGCAGGUGCACUAUGAGAAUGCAGCUCGUGCUACCAUUGUUGAUGAUAGAGCAGGUCUGAGGCUCUGGGCUGAGCCACCUGCCCUCCCAACAUGGACCAAUCCAUCCAGAUUUGUAACUCUUGAGGCCUACCUAGACACCAUCCAUGUCCCAGCUGACCAAAACCAGGAGGAGAUUGAAGUCCACUAUCAGAUUUCUGGUGAGGCAUCAAGAGCUGUUCUCCCACCAGAUGGAGUGCAGGUGUUCAUGAACCUGCUCCACAUGCAUGACAGAGGAGUUUGUGGUCACUUGCAAUUGAUCCGUGAUGGGGUUCAUGUGCAGGACAUUAUCAACACAAUCAGUUUUGACAAGAAUAGUCAGCAGCCAAACUUCAGAAUGUGGAAAUAUCUACCAGGUGAUACUCUUGUCAUGACUUGUGUGUACAAACCACAAAAAGAUGUGGACACAUAUGGUGGAAAAGCCGCAAGUGCAGAAAUGUGUAAUGCACUCCUUGGAAUGACCCCACCUGUGCCAGGUUUUGUCCGUGCCCUGGGGGUAGUCACUCCAGCUGACCAACCAUUUGGCAAGAGCCAAAUUGCUGGAGGCAACAGCUUUGCAUAUGACAGAUCUGAGACUGCCACGCAUGCACCAACAUACAAGGAAACAAAAGACUUCAAGCAUCUUGUGGAUCAUCACAUGAAAUUUUGUGAGUUGGCAGCCCGUGAUGCUCUGCUCACUCCUCCAAUUCGCAUUACAGAUCCUGGUGUCAAUAUUGCACUGUUCCAGAUUCUUGUCCUUGCCUUCAUUGCCAUAGUAUCCUCACAGUGGAAGGCCAUCAAGAACAUGGCAUGUGAAAGAACCAAGCGCAACACAGUGUGUUAUGUACUUGAACUGGUGUACAGCACUGUGGUUCUUCCUUUUCUGCUUGCUGAUUACAUGACUCUGAUAACGAAUGAACAGUCUGUGGACACAGUGGACGCAGAACUCUAUAUUCCCACCAGGACCAUUGGGGUUGGGUUGAUCUUUCUCUAUCUGGCAGAGCUCUUCUACAAGCAAGGAAUUCGCUCUGACUUGAUACUCCACCAUGUGGUUGCCAUCUUGAUGGCUAUGCUCUGCUAUGUAGCAGGCAUUGAGACCUUCUCUGUCAAAGUUGCUACCAAGCUAGGAGCAACUCUUUGCUUGAUGGCAGGAACUGAACAGCCAAUGUACUUUGCAUUGCUUCUCAAGAAUCUUGGUUAUGCUACUGAUUGGUGGUGGCCCAAGCUCUGUUACUUCGCUGCCAUUUUCAAUGCUAUCACCAAGGCAGCCCUGAUCACCCUCUUUGCAUAUAUGCUGGCAGUCUCCUACAGAGGAAUUGAUGUGUCCUGGGAGAUUGGAACAUGGAGCUUUUCCAGCUGGAUGCAAGCACCAAGUUGGAUCAACGCUAAUGUUGUUACUGCCAUUCUGUCUGUUCUCCUGGUUCUAUUGACCCUUGCACAAGUAUUCCUUGGCAGAGUCCUCUUUGCUCUUGCCUCCAAGUACAGCCACAUGGUUCAAGGGAAAGGAAAGGUUCCUAGUACCACUUGUACCCCAUCAGAGGCUGAAGAGACUGCCUCAUCCGAAAUUGAAAUUGAAGAGCCCACAAACAAACACGGGUCUUCAUCAUGUGAAUCUGACCUUUGGCCUGAUGACAUCUCCGUAUGA
Molecule: messenger RNA, 2688 nt
Organism: Seminavis robusta
Lineage: Eukaryota; Bacillariophyta; Bacillariophyceae; Naviculales; Naviculaceae
Source: the annotation of a GenBank genome assembly